AUGGGGAUGAUGGGGAUGAUGGAGAUGAUGGAGAUGAUGGGGAUGAUGGGGGUGAUGGGGAUGUUGGGGGUGAUGGGGAUAAAGGGGAUGGGGAUGGGGAUGAUGGAUGAUGAUGGGGAUGGGGAUGGGGAUGAUAGGGAUGAUGGGGUUGAUGGGGAUAAAGGGGUUGAUGGGGAUGAUGGGGAUGAUGGGGAUGAUGGGGAUGAUGGGAUGAUGAUGGAGAUGAUGGGGAUGAUGAUGGGUGAUGGGGAUGAUGGAGAUGAUGGGAUGAUGGGGAUGAUGGGUGUGAUGGAGAUGAUGGGGAUGAUGGGUGGUGAGGGGGAUGAUGGAGAUGAUGAAGAUGAUGGGGAUGAUGGUGAUGGGGAUGAUGGGGAUGAUGGGGGUGAUGGGGAUGAUGGGGAUGAUGGGGGUGAUGGAGAUGAUGGAGAUGAUGGGGAUGAUGGGGAUGAUGGGGAUGAUGGGGAUGACGGGGAUGAUGGGGUUGAUGCGGGGGAUGAUGGGGAUGAUGGAUAUGAUGAAGAUGAUGGGGGUGAUGGGGAUGAUGGAGAUGUGGGGGUGAUGGGGAUGAUGGAGAUGAUGGAGAUGAUGGGGGUGAUGGGGAUGAUGGGGAUGAUGGAGAUGAUGGAGAUGAUGGGGGUGAUGGGGAUGAAGGGGCUGAUGGAGAUGAUGGAGAUGAUAGGGGUGAUGGGGAUGAAGAGGGUGAUGGAGAUGAUGGGGAUGAUGGGGAUGAUGGGGAUGAUGGGGGUGAUGGGGAUGAUGGAGAUGAUGGGGAUGAUGGGGGAUGAUAGGGAUGAUGGGGAUGAUGGGGAUGAUGGGGAUGAUGGGGAUGAUGGAGAUGAUGAUGGGGGGAUGAUGGGGAUGAUGGGGAUGAUGGAGAUGAUGGAGAUGAUGGAUGAUGAUUGA
Danaus chrysippus (African queen) is the source of this 903-nucleotide messenger RNA. Lineage: Eukaryota; Metazoa; Arthropoda; Insecta; Lepidoptera; Nymphalidae. The record is from the annotation of a GenBank genome assembly.